AUGGUUAUGGCUCUUCAAGCCAAAAAUAAAUAUCAGUUUGUCGAUGGGUCUCUACCCUCCCCAUCCCCUGAUGACCUGCUUUAUCCUUCCUGGGUUAGGUGCAACAGUAUGGUUUCUUCUUGCUUGUUUCAUGCCGUGACUCGCGAAAUUGCAUAUAGUGUCCUUUAUAUUCCGACGGCACAUGGCAUCUGGGUUGACCUUUCUGCUCGUUUUGAGCAGAGCAAUGCUCCACGCAUUUUUCAGUUGAAGUCCCAACUUGCUUCCCUCCAACAAGGUUCAGUUACUGUCAGUGCUUACUACACUCGAUUGAAGACUCUAUGGGACGAGCUUCAUGCUUAUCAACCAGUUCCGGUCUGCAAUUGCGGUGGUCUUCGUACUUGGACCCAGUUUCAAGAACAAAAUUCGUCUCUGCAAUUCCUCAUGGGUCUCAAUGAGUCUUACUCUGCUACUCGCGCUCAAAUCCUCUUGAUGGAACCUCUCCCCUCCCUGAAUCGCAUCUUUUCCUUGGUGGUUCAGGAAGAACGACAACGAUCCAUCCUACCUGGAAUGGUUCCUGCUUCUGACCUUCAGUUGCUUCCUGCCGUGAACGUCGCUGCCGUUCCCGCCGUCAACGUCGCUGCCGGACCGCCACGACCCCGCUGUGAUCGUCCAUUCUGCACCCAUUGCUCCCAGCAGGUCCACACCAUUGAUAAAUGCUUCAAGUUGCAUGGGUUUCCCCCAGGUUACAGGAACCGGACCAAGCCCACUGAUAAUCAGGCCCACUCAGCUGUUGUUUCCCUUCAACACAAUGGGCCACCCUCUCCACAACUGCACCCCCAGCCCACUUCCAUUCUGAUAGGCCCCUAA
Molecule: messenger RNA, 846 nt
Organism: Gastrolobium bilobum
Lineage: Eukaryota; Viridiplantae; Streptophyta; Magnoliopsida; Fabales; Fabaceae
Exons: 1
Coding region: 1-846 (281 amino acids)
Source: RefSeq, a predicted model, not a curated record